AACUAUAAUAUCAAAGUUGAAAUUAAUGUAAUUACUAAAUACUAAUUACUAUAUUUUUAAAGACGGUAACCGGCCAACAUAAGAAAUUAUAACAUUUCAUAUUUUGGCCAAUUUACUAUGGUUCAAUAUAGUUUUUUUAUUCUUUUAAAUUACUCAAAUAGUUAAGAUGUAAUUGAAUGAUUUAGAUUCAUAUAAAAUUUUUAUCAUGUCUUUUAAACACAUUAGUCAGUUAUUACCUAUUCGUCAAUUUGGUUUUAUAAAAUACUAUAGUAAUUUCUCAAAACAAUAUGAUGUGAUUGUUGUUGGUGGUGGUCAUGCCGGAACUGAGGCAUGUGCCGCCGCUGCUAGAAUGGGAGCGUCUACUUUAUUGGUGACUCACAAAAAAUCAUCAGUCGGAGAGAUGUCAUGUAAUCCCUCAUUUGGUGGCAUUGGCAAGGGACAUCUAAUGAGAGAGAUUGAUGCAUUAGAUGGACUUUGUGCAAAAAUCUGUGAUCUUUCAGGCAUUCACUACAAAAUUUUAAAUCGCAGAAAAGGACCAGCUGUAUGGGGUCUAAGAGCACAAGUUGACAGAAAACUCUAUAAAAUGCAUAUGCAAGCAGAGCUUUUUGAAAAUACUCCUAAUCUUAAUAUUAUUGAAGGAUCUGUAGACAACAUUUUGCUUGACAAUAAUAAUCAAUGUACAGGAGUGUUAUUAGAAAAUGGAACAUUAAUAAGAACUAAAUGUGUUAUAUUGACUACUGGAACAUUUUUAAAUGGUGAAAUGUACAGUGGAAUGACUGUCAAGCCAGGUGGCAGAAUAAAUUCUAAGCCUUCCAUUGGAUUAGCCAACACUUUAAAAAGAUUAGGGUUUAAUACAGGAAGAAUGAAGACUGGUACACCACCUCGAAUUGAAAAGCAAUCUAUUAAUUUUACUAAUUUGAACUAUCAGCCUGGAGAUGAUUUACCAACACCGUUUUCAUUUAUGAACAAUUCAGUUUGGCUGAAACCUGAAGACCAAAUAAAAAGUUAUCUGACGUAUACAAACAGUAAAGUUCACCAAAUUGUAAUUGAUAAUUUAAGUGUAAAUCGACAUAUCAAAGAAGAAGUAAAGGGUCCUCGAUAUUGUCCAUCACUUGAAUCUAAAUCUCUCAAAUUUCGCGAUAGAAAUCAUCAGAUAUGGCUCGAAGUAGAAGGCUUUGAUAGUAAUAUAGUUUAUCCAAAUGGCCUAUCCUGCACGCUGCCUGAAGAUUUGCAAGUUAAAAUGAUAAGAAGCAUAAAUGGACUAGAAAAUGCCAACAUUGUCCAGUAUGGGUAUGGAGUUGAAUACGAUUAUGUGGAUCCACGAGAACUGUAUCCCACAUUGGAAACCAAAAAAAUUGGCCGUUUGUUCUUUGCUGGUCAAAUAAAUGGAACAACUGGCUAUGAAGAAGCAGCUGCUCAAGGCAUAUUGGCUGGAAUAAAUGCUGGUGCCAGUUCCCUAAACAGAAAUAGUCUCACCCUUAGUAGAACUGAAGCUUAUAUUGGCGUACUUGUUGAUGAUUUAACCACACAAGGCACAGAUGAACCCUACCGCAUGUUUACUGGUCGAGCUGAAUUUCGUUUGCAUCUGAGACCUGAUAAUGCAGAUAUCAGACUGACACAGAAAGGUUACGACAUUGGUUGUGUCAGUAAGACACGUUAUGAUCAAACACUAAGUAUACGUUCCAGUUUGGAAGAAGGAACCAAACUAUUAACAUCAGUUUCGCAGACCAUGUAUAAGUGGAAGAAAUCAUUGGGCUUAAAAACAUCUAGAAAUCCAGAGACCAAAACGGCAUUUGAAAUAUUGGGUUUAUCUAAUGAGGGAAUUACAUUACGACAGUUAGAAAUGAUACUUCCUGAUCAUUUUGGUGGAAAAUUUGAAGAUAAUCGAAUUGGGGAACGUCUGAAAAUUGAAGCUUUGUAUCAAGCAUCUAUUUAUGAUCAACAAGAGGAUAUUGAACGUAUAGAAGUUGAUCAAUCUUUACUUGUACCUAAGGACAUAGAUUAUACACAUACAUCCCUUAGUAUAUCAAAGGAAGAAAUUGAAAAGUUAUCUUACAUUCGACCACAAACAAUUGGAGCUGCUGGUCGAAUACCUGGUAUUAAACCCAGUACUGUUUUGAGACUAUUGUAUUACAUUAAAAACCAAAAGAUAAAUAUAUCAAUCAAUUAAGCUUAUGGUACGAUGAUAUAAAAUUAGAACUCUUAAGGACUAUAAGGAGGCAAUCGGAUGACAUUUUUUUAAUGUUAGAGAAUAAUAUAACAUUAUAUUGUAUUAACGUUUCAGCUUACCAUGAUAAGAUAUAAUAUGUGAAAUGUUAACAAAUUUAGAUAAUUAUUUUAAGAAAUAAAAAUUUAAAAUUUUCCCCCUUCCAACUUUUUUAAUGUAUUUUUCUGUUUUGUUGAACCGCCAUCUUUUUUCAUCUCUUCACGAUAUCAAACAUUGAAACAAUAUAGUUUUUGGGAUAUUAUAAACCUGAUGUCCGUAUUGUGUGUCACAUAAGACAUAGUUUAACAUGUUUUAUGUGACACAAACAUUUACUGUGCAUACCGACAUACCGACUUUUAUAACAAUGUUAAAGUCUUACACAGCUACACUUACAUGUUAUUCUUCUUCUUUUUUUUGUCUAGAGUCCGGCAACUAUGGUCAUUAGUUAUUGUAGGGGUUACGGUUGGUUGGCAACACGUGUAUGUGUAGCAAGGUUUUUGCUACUAUGAACCCGGGUGGUCACUGGUCACCCAUCCAGAAACUAGUAGCAUCGGCCGUUGCUUACUCUCAAUCACGUCGUGUGAUUGAUUUCAGCCACUGCGCCGCGCCAAACC
This is a messenger RNA of Metopolophium dirhodum (rose-grain aphid), 2820 nucleotides long. RefSeq names its product protein MTO1 homolog, mitochondrial. Gene Ontology annotation, biological process: tRNA wobble uridine modification; tRNA methylation. Gene Ontology annotation, cellular component: cytosol. The coding region runs from base 206 to 2170 and encodes 654 amino acids. The transcript has 13 exons. Gene Ontology annotation, molecular function: flavin adenine dinucleotide binding. Lineage: Eukaryota; Metazoa; Arthropoda; Insecta; Hemiptera; Aphididae. The record is from RefSeq and is a predicted model, not a curated record.